Molecule: messenger RNA, 2100 nt
Organism: Ostrea edulis (European flat oyster)
Lineage: Eukaryota; Metazoa; Mollusca; Bivalvia; Ostreida; Ostreidae
Product: origin recognition complex subunit 2-like
Exons: 15
Coding region: 418-1908 (496 amino acids)
Biological process (GO): DNA replication
Cellular component (GO): nuclear origin of replication recognition complex; nucleus
Molecular function (GO): DNA replication origin binding
Source: RefSeq, a predicted model, not a curated record
CCCAGUAUGUGCGUUUGUGAGAUUUUGAGUAGUAAUUUCCAUUCAAUAUGCUAUAUAUCUGAUUAUCGACCGCAGGAGGAGCAGUCGAACUAUUUGUGGUUGUGUUAGAAAGUGCACGUGGGGAAAUGAGAAAUCAUUUUUUUAUUGUUUUGGUAUUAAUGUAUAACGACAGGAUAAAGAACAAUUUUGAAGGAUUUAAAUCAGCGUAAAUGUUUAUUGUUAAAUAAUGGUGGAAGUGAAGUUGAUGAAAUUCGCAUGACUGCAUGUUAAGCAGAAGAACAGACGGUCACUGCAGCACUCCAGAAGUCAAUCGAAAUACCUGUAUACAGAAGACAUCGAAAUCACGGAAAAAAGUGACAGUGAGGAGGAAAAUAUUCAACUGCCAGCAGGAAGAAGUUUUCUGAGUGUGACAUAAGGAUGAACCGGAAUAACAAUAUAUCCAAACUUUCUUUAGAAAGUGAAGAUGAAGAAGAUGACCAUGUUGCAGGAAGUGAAGUGUUUCAUUUCAAAACAACAAAAAAGUCAGGAAGCAUGGCUCAAAAAGCAUCUGAAGCAAGAACACCAAAAACUUCAAAAUCUAUACUUAAGAACAGCAGCUCUGUCUUGGAGAGGGAAGAAUCAGGAAGUGUCACCCCACGAAGAGGAGAGGGGACUCCUAGGAAAAGUACCCGAGUGAAAACGGAAAAAAAGGGGAGGAAACCAGAGGCCACCACACCAUUUAAACUCAGGGAAAGGGCGGAGUAUAUUUGUGACGAUAUUGAUGUGGGCUCUAGUGAUACUGACAGUGACGAGGAGGAAAGUGACCCAGAGACCUCAACAACCAGAGUCCCCCCAACCACUCCUAGAUCCAGAAGAAAGAUCCAGGAGGCUGCUGAUAUGCCCCACAUGGUGGAAGAAUACUUUGAGUUACAUUCACAAGGCGGGGUAUCAGUAACGUCUGACAGGACUCUAGCCAAAUUAGGUGCCGGGAAAAUGGACCAAGAUUCUCUGAAUGAACUCCUUAAAGGAGUCCCCAGCAAACACAGUACUGAAUGUCAACAGAUGUACCAAGAACACAGAGAACUGUUUUCCAAAUGGAUGUUUCACAUAUGCAAUGGGUACAAUAUACUGUUACAUGGCCUGGGCUCCAAGAGAACUCUUAUGGAAGACUUUAGGAAGUCAGAACUGAAAGAUUUAGAUCAGGUUGUUGUCAAUGGCUAUUUCCCAAGUCUCACUAUCAAACACAUUUUGAAUACGAUAACAGAUGAAAUAUUGCAAGCAGAAAGCAGCUAUAAAAGUCCACUGGAUCAAUUUGACUUCAUUAAAUCACAGUUUGAGAUGAAAGAUUAUAGAGAUUUCUUCCUCAUUAUUCACAACAUAGACGGGGUCAUGUUGCGUCCGGAAAAAGUACAAAAUAUCCUGAGUUUAUUGAGCCAGAUUAGGGGAUUCCACAUUGUAGCAUCCAUUGACCACAUUAAUGCUCCACUCAUAUGGGACCAUACAAAAUGCAGUCGAUACCGCUGGUUAUGGUAUGACGUGACCACUUACUUGCCAUACAAGGAUGAAACCUCUUAUGAGAACUCACUGUUGGUACAACAGACCGGGUCUCUGGCUCUCAGCUCUAUGUCCCAUGUAAUGAAAAGCUUGACCACUAAUGCAAAACAGAUAUUCUUGUUGCUGGCCAAACAUCAGAUUGAGAACAAGGAUAGUAGUACUUACAUAGGUAUGUCCUUACAAGAUUUGUACCAGAGGUGCAGGGAGUCUUUCCUCGUGAACAGCGAUUUAACACUGCGUGCUCAAUUAAUUGAAUUCAGGGAUCACAAGCUGAUAAAGUCCAAAAAGGGCUUCGAGGGAAUAGAAUACCUUUUAAUCCCAGUGGACAGUGCCACACUGACAGAGUUCAUAGAUCAGCAUGAAAGUAGUGUUUAACAAGAAGUUAUAUUUAGAAACACGGUCUUGUUGGAAAACCAUAAUAGGGUUACUGUGCCUAAUUUUGGUGCUAUUCAAAUCCAUUAAUUUACUGGAAAUACCUGUACCUGCUUUGUUACAUAUGUAUGAAUUACUGUUGAAAUAUAUUUAUUUUGUCUCAUGGAUUUGAAAAUAAAAUGAUGCAGGUCUGUA